This is a messenger RNA of Ilex paraguariensis (yerba mate), 382 nucleotides long. NCBI's taxonomy places the organism in Eukaryota, Viridiplantae, Streptophyta, Magnoliopsida, Aquifoliales, Aquifoliaceae. The record is from the annotation of a GenBank genome assembly.
AUGUCUCAACCCAACAAGCGCUCAUAUACCACCAUCAGCACCACCACUUCCACCACCUGUACCGGCGGUGCCGGCGUUGGCAACCACAAAUCUCACCUAUCCACCUGCGGCAAUGCAGAAGGCCAAGUCACAGGCCGUCGCGUUAUCUCUAGACGGCAAGAACGGCCAACACACCAGUCACCGCACGUCCACUUCGCUCCCGAUAUUGAAAGCGCCGUCGUCGAUGACCCUAACUCUAUGAUCGAAGAUCCCAACCCAACGAUGUCGUCGAUGGUUCUUCCCAGCUGGACGUGUCUCCACAAGUGGAGUCACCGCAAUUUGUCUCGGAAAAAGGCCACUCCGCCGCAGCCGGCGAAGAAGCUCGUAAUUAAGCUCGUGAAAG